CAGUCUGUCUGUUUUCAUUGUUGGGUUGACGUCUCCUCUUUAGAAUGAAUAUCAGCUUGAAGUUUUAACAUUUAUAAUAUCUCUACAAAGCAGGACAAAGUUAAGAGUUAUGUCAUAAUGUCAAUAAGUGUAUGUGUUUUGUGUGUAUUUUAUUAAUUUCGGGAGAGGGCAAUGUGCGUGCGUGUUUUUUGUUUUUUUUAUUUUUAUUUUUUGUUUGUGUGUUUGUUCUUUUUUGCUGAAGUGGUUUUUGGUCGAUAUAUAUUUGCGUAAAAUGAGUUCUGGGAACCAGGUUUUUUAAGAAAAACAUUUUUCAAUCCCUAAUUGGCCCCCAGGAUAAAAAUGAAAAUUCCGAAACCUAUUUACUAGACACCACCAUUGGUAUUCCAAAAGCUGAAUUGGCUUUUGCUUAAAAUGUAAAUAUAAGGGGGUGCUUGAGAAAGAAGACGGACAGACGGACCGGGCUAACAACACUGGACUUUCUUUAUAAGUGUGGGUAUAGCAAGCUCAGCUUUGUAUGUGUAUAUAUAUAAAUAAAGUUGAAAUUAUUUGUUUUAUAUUGCGAAAGUGUAACUGAAGAUUUCAUUACCAUCUCUAUUGUUCAAAAUUACAUUAAAAAAGAGGAAGAGGAGGAUAAAAACCUUUCUUUAACAAUCUGUAAAACACAUUUAAUCAUUUCAUGCACAAUUUGUUCUUUCACCACGGUGGGUAUUUUAUUUACCAAUUAUUCAGAAUGACGGUGGAGUGAAUAUUAAUAUCCAUGUCACCAUGAUAAUGCUAUUGAUCAACUGUUUGUAUAUAAAUAGAGGAGGAUGACAUAUUCGUGCAAUAGCUGGAAGCGGGGACUACAAUCCACAGGUAUUUUUCUACUCAAAAAAUAAGUUCGAUUCUUUUAAAAGAUUCGAGUCACAUCUAUAUUUGGUCCGUGUGUCUGUCCUUAACGUUUGAAAUACAUAAGACAAUGACGCAAUGUUUUCCAUUUGAGAAUUUUUCACCAAUAUAAAGACGCUACCAGCUGUAAACAAAAGUGCUGCAAACUUUGACCUACCGAUAUGCUUGAGGAUAAUUCUUUGUCGCGCCAACGCUUACUGUGACUAGGGACCUUUGUUUAUAAGGACGUUAUGGAAUAUCAAAGGAGGUAUCAACAACUUGCAUUUGUAAUCAUUCUAAUGUCAUCAUGCGUCGUAGGUUUAACUGAAUCGAGAACUUCUACUGAAGAAAACGUUUAUCCACUAUCACUUCUAGAGGGCAAAUCCUGGUGGAACAAGAGGUCUAUUGGCAACCCAGUGAAACGCAUUGGAAACAAACUUUCUGAAGAUGAUUGUGACUGUCAGACUUCCCUACAAAUCCACAGAUGUUAUGCUACAAACUGUGCCCCACGCUUCCUCCACUGCAUACGCAACACCAGCAAUGAACAUCAUUACUCUGUGUGCCAGGGAGGACACAAUUUGUGUCUGUCCAAAUGUUAUCGAUUGGAAAAAGACAGAUUCUAA
Molecule: messenger RNA, 1490 nt
Organism: Ostrea edulis (European flat oyster)
Lineage: Eukaryota; Metazoa; Mollusca; Bivalvia; Ostreida; Ostreidae
Exons: 6
Coding region: 1119-1490 (123 amino acids)
Source: RefSeq, a predicted model, not a curated record